UCAGGGGGUGUCACUCGGUAGCUCACUCACUGUUACUUUGAUUCUUUGAUAUUGUUAUCUUUUUUCAGAAGAGGAAACGAAAAAAAAGUUGAAGAAUCUGAUGAAAACCAGCUAAAGUCAUACGGAAAUCUAGGGUUUCGAUAAGGUGAUCGGGCUUGGAAGAUGGCGAGUCCGUUCACGCAAGGUACUAGUAGGGCGUUGUCAAUUACUCCGGGAUCUCGGAUUUUGAAGAGUCCUCUCGGUGAAGAAACGAUCUGGAAGCGGCUCAAGGAAGCUGGAUUCGAUGAAGCAUCCAUCAAGAAGAGAGAUAAAGCUGCUCUAAUUGCUUAUAUUGCAAAGCUUGAAGCAGAGCUCUCUGACCACCAACACAACAUGGACCUUCUUACAUUGGAAAGAAAGGAGUUAGCUUCCCAGUAUGAACAAAUUAAAGCUUCUGCUGAAGUAAGUGAGCUAAUGCAUAAACGUGAUCAAGCUGCACAUAUAUCUGCUCUUGCAGAAGCAAAGAAGCGUGAGGAUGGUUUGAAGAGAGCUUUAGGAGUUGAGAAAGAAUGCCUAGCAAGCAUUGAAAAGGCUUUACAUGAGAUGCGUGCAGAGUCUGCUGAAACUAAGGUUGCAGCUGAAAGUAGAUUAGAUGAAGCACGUUCUAUGAUUGAGGAUGCUGGUAAAAAAUUUGCAGAAGCUGAGGCAAAGUUUCAUGCUGCAAAAUCUUUACAGGCAGAAGCUACCCUUAUCCAGCGUGAUGCUAAGAGAAAGAUCCAACAAGUUGAAGCACAUGAAGAUGACUUUAGUAGACGUACUGUAUUGUUAAAAAACGAUUCUGAUGCAAAAGAGAGGGAGAUCACCCGCGAAAGGAAAUCGCUGAGUGAGAGGCAGAAGAUUGUACAGCAAGAACAUGAAAGACUGCUUGAUGGACAAGCUUCCCUGAAUCAAAGAGAGGAGUAUAUUCUCAGUAGAACUCAAGAACUAAAUCGACUUGGAAAGGAGUUGCAGGCUUCAAAAGUGGACAUUGAAAAGGAACAAAGAGCUUUGAAGGAUGAGAAAUCCAACAUUGAGUUAACUUUAGUUUCUCUAUCAAAAAGAGAGGAGGCCAUUAUGGAGCGUGAAGCUUUGCUUAGCAAGAAAGAGAAAGAGCUCCUUGUUUCUCAAGAGAAACUUGCAAACAAGGAAUCUGCUGAAUUUCGCAAGGUUAUUGCUAGUCAUGAAAAUGCAUUGAGAACCAGAAAAUCUGAGUUUGAGAGCGAGCUUGAGCUCAAGCGCCAAAUGGUGGAAGAUGAGAUUGAAAUGAAGAGACGGGCAUGGGAGUUGAAGGAGAUGGAUAUAAGUCACAAGGAAGAUCAAAUUUGUGGAAGAGAACAUGAUCUUGAUGUUCGAUUGAGGAUAAUAGCAGAGAAGGAGAAGGAAGUGGCUGAGAAGUCAAAUCUGAUAGAUUUGAGAGGAAAAGAUUUGAGUGAUUUUGAAAAGGAACUUGAGUUGAAGAAAGCCCUUUUAGAAGAAGAAAAGGAAGAGAUCGGUAAAACGAAAGUAGAGCUUCAGGAGUCGCUGCUGUUAUUGGAAGAUAAAAGAAACCAGGUUGAUCGUACAAAGGAGAAACUAGAAGCCCUGAGAAGUGAUACACAUGAAUUAUCAAUUUUAGAAUUAAAACUGAAGGAAGAACUUGAUAUGGUUAGGGCUAAAAAAUUGGAGCUGAUGGCUGAUGUUGAUAAGUUGGAAGUAGAGAAGGCAAAAUUUGAAACAGAGUGGGAUUCGAUUGAUGAAAAAAGAGAAGAGUUGCGAAAGGAAGCAGCACGCAUUUGUGAGGAGAGAGAAGCAAUUUCUAAGUUCCUCAAGGAUGAGCGUGAUAGAUUGAGAAGGGAGGGCGAUAUGAUGCGAGAGCAGCAUAACAAGGAUGUUGAAUCAUUGAAUCGUGAGAGAGAGGACUUCAUGAAAAAGAUGGUGACUGAGCAUUCUGAUUGGUUCAACAAGAUUCAAGAAGAGCGUGCUGAUUUCUUGUUAGGAAUUGAAACCCAAAAGAGGGAGCUGGAAAAUAAUAUUGAGAAAAGCCGUGAAGAAUUGGAAAGUUCUUUCAAGGAAAGAGAGGAAGCAUUUGAGCGAGAAAAGAAAAAUCAACUUGAUCAUAUUAAUGCUCUAAAGGAAAUAACGGAGGAGGAGUUGGAACAAGCUACUUCAGAAAGGAGAAGGCUUGAUGCUGAGCGGUUAGAAAUCAAGUUGGAUCGUGAGCGAAGGGAACAUGAAUGGGCUGAAUUGAACAAGUCUAUUGAGCAGCUUAAGGUGCAAAGACACAAAUUGAAGCUACAAAGGGAAUUAUUGCAUGCCGAUAGAGAAGAGAUACAUGUUGAGAUUGAAGAGCUAAAAAAGUUGGGGGACUUGAAAGCUGCUUUGGAUAAUAUGACAGUGGCUCAAAUGCAGCGCUCUAUUGUUGAGCUUAGUCAGCAGAAAGCAUCUGGAAGAAGGAAUCUGAAGCAGCAAGCUGUCGUGCAAAAUGUUGAAUCUGGUUCGGAUAAAAAUAAAGUUGUUGCUCUGAAUGGCAAUGGAUUCAACUCGCCAAUGUCAAAACCAUAUAGUACUCCUAGCUCAUCCCGUUUCUCUUGGAUCAAGUGCUGCAGUGAUUUGAUAUUCAAACAUACCCCUGACAAGGCUCAAAUGAAGCCUGAAGAGAGAGCUUUAAUAUCUGAUUCUGACCAUGAAGAUGGAUGUUUGAGAUUAGCUGGAAGGAAAAGAAAAGCUGACAACAUACCUACAAAUGGCACUAAAAAUAGUAGGCAAAAGAAAGAUGCUUCUGUGACUGCAAAGGAUUGUACUCUCUGCGCAAAUUCCAUUGAACCAAAUACAGUGCUGGAUCAGCCUGCAUUGAUGUUGUCAUACAAGCAAAGACAAGGAGGGUCUAAUGAGUCCAAUGUGUUAAAUGUUGAUAGAAUAGUUGAUAUUUCUGAAGUAGUCCAUGUAAAAAAAACUGUAGAUGCUUUUUCCAAUCUUGGAAAUAUUCAUGGAAGUGAUACAGGAGACAAUGGUAAAUCCAAAGAAGCAUUUUUGGUGCAAAAAGCACGUAUGGGGAAUGUUUCUGAAGUUACCAAGCCCUCUCAGCAAAAGGAAGACAAAUCAGGAGAAGAUGAACAGAAAUUUGUAGAUGACGCAGCUGUCAAACCAGGAUAGAAGUGACUAGUAUAUAAUCGGGAAGGGAUCAAUUUGUGUUGUAGCAACCGAAGCUAGCAAACCAUUUUGAUCAACUAAUUCGUAAAUAAAAAAAGAAAAAGAAAAAAGGAACAUGUAAAUGCUUGUCCAUCCUCUUUUCUUUUGGUGGUGGUUUCUUUAGUGUUACAUUUCUUGGUGUAUGUGUAGUAGUGGUGACAGGUAUUGGUUGAGAGUGGAUUGUGAUGGUUUGAUGGGGUGAUAAUUGGUGUGGUGUUUGAAAUUGUUGGGAUGUAUUCAUGCUUUGGUUUACUCCCCCAAUGUAGUGUGGGGUUUGUUUUAGUUAACCCUCAAACUUUGAACUGUUGCUGUUAGUACUAUUAUUGUCAUCAUUAUUGUUAUAGGGUUGAUCAUGUUGUCUU
Hibiscus syriacus is the source of this 3548-nucleotide messenger RNA. Its product is annotated as protein CROWDED NUCLEI 4-like. NCBI's taxonomy places the organism in Eukaryota, Viridiplantae, Streptophyta, Magnoliopsida, Malvales, Malvaceae. The record is from RefSeq and is a predicted model, not a curated record. Gene Ontology annotation, biological process: nucleus organization. The transcript is spliced from 9 exons. Bases 163 to 3150 code for a protein of 995 amino acids. Gene Ontology annotation, cellular component: nucleus.